Sycon ciliatum is the source of this 2427-nucleotide messenger RNA. RefSeq lists its product as uncharacterized. Lineage: Eukaryota; Metazoa; Porifera; Calcarea; Leucosolenida; Sycettidae. The record is from RefSeq and is a predicted model, not a curated record. The transcript has 14 exons. The coding region runs from base 351 to 1805 and encodes 484 amino acids.
CGAAAGAAAGAAGUAGAAGAAAGACAGUAACAGUGGUGCUUGCUGAGUAGCGGACGGGACGAAUCCACUCACGUCGUUGUUCCUCGCCAUAGCCUCAUAGGGCUUCCUUUUGGCUUCAGUAUACACGAAGUCAUGUAGCGGUGGAGAAGGCUGUCGACACGAGCGAGGCACUCUCCAAAUCCUAGCUUUCAGCUUGUAGAACAUGUUUGUCUCACUGUAUUUCAACUCGUCUAGAAAAAAUAUUUUCUGAAAGUCAUCGUUACAAAUUACAAUAGUCAGUGUCGACACAGGGUUUCGCGGUCGGCUUAUCCUGGACGGCAUACUUCGGAGAGUUUCAACGGUGCGUCAAUAUGUCCGGUUACAGUGGCUAUUUCCCAAAGUCCCCAGGCCAUCAACGGUCUCAAGUGAGCAGCAGCAUGAGCAUGCGUAACCCUCUACCAUGGAAGCCAACAGGCAAGCUGAGUUCCACAUUCCCGGGUACCGAUCACCUGCAGCCGAGACCCGUCACUCCUGGCAGGCCUACUGUGACUACGCGGCUACCAAAACGAGAUCAAGUAGACGGAUCACCUCCAGGGAAGGCGGAUAGCAGCGUGCAGCACCUCGAGGACGAGUACAUUCGUAAUCUUCAGCAGCAAAUAUACUUCCUGGAACUGGAAAGUAACUAUCUGAGACAACAAGCACAGAAAGCACACGAUAAUGCCAGCAAUGCUGUGGAGAAGGCCGAGAAGAAGACAGCUAGCAAAGCGUCCUUGCUACAGGAGGAGUUCCACACACAGAUAGCCAACUUGCAGAAUGACCUGAGGCGAAAGGAUGAUUUCUUGCAGAAGGUGGAUGCAGAAAGGCAACAGCUUCGAGAACAUGUCAAGGCACUUGAAGCCACCAUCACGAAAGACCGCCACAGCCUCAUGGAAGACGUUGCUACGGCUCAGAGGGAGACCAAGCAACACGUCAGUGACAUGAAGAAACUCCGACAGCAUGAAGAACACCUUCAGCAGACCAUGCUGACAAGAAAGCGGCGCCUGGACAAUGCAAACAAGAAAUGCCAAACACUGCAACAGCAGCUGGAUCAAGCCAACUCUCGCGUGUCUGACAUCGACGCCAGGGCUACCACCUUCAAAGAGAAAUGCACUGAGCUGGAGUGUCGUGUAGAGGCCGGCAGGCAGCGUGAAGACGAGCACAGGGACUGUGUCCAAAGGUCUCAUUACACAGCCAUGAAGGAUGAUAGUUCGAGCAGUCGAGCCAAGCUGAGCAAAGCUGAACUCUCCCUGGAUAGCAUCACUGCAGCUAAGGCAAAGGUUGACUCUACCUGCGGUAGCCUUAUUGAAGACCAUUCACGGCUUCAGACAGAAACCUUGGAGCUUAGAAGCCAGCUUGAAAGUAUGAAUAGCCUGCUGGAGCAUCGAGAUCAGCAGAAGCAUGCACUUAUCAGAGAGCUGGUAGAGCUGCGCCAGUACAAAGACGAGAUGAAGAGUGCCAUGGCUGUCUUGGAGCAGAGACUAAUCAACCAGGACGACACAGUGAGGAGCUAUGCAGUCAAGAUCAAGAACAUGGAGGACACACUAGAAGAGGCUAACAUGGAGGUUGGAGAUUUACGGACGCGCCUGGCCAAAGUCGACGUCCAACACCGAGAAUGCCAGCAAGAGAACCUGUCCCUCGCCAGUAACAGUGCUCUGCUUCAGGACCACCUAACUGAAAAGGAUACCUUGGUGCACAGCCAUCAGACGGAAGUAAGUCGACUGAAGGCCACGAAUGCCAGCCUCAGAGCCAGCUUAGCAGAGCUUGGGGCACGGAAGGGAAAUCUUUAGAAAAUAAUUCUAAAGGCAUAAAACUAGUCCUAUACUCUGAGCAUUAUCCUGGCCUUAUUGUCAUUACUCAGUUCGGCCUUAUUGUCAUUACUCAGUUCGGCCUUAUUGUCAUUACUCAGUUCAAUUUUUUCAAGCCGGACUAAUAUUAUUUUCACAUUUCACAUUAACCGGCCUCAUAUCUUUUGUUCAUAUUAGUUCCUGCAGCCAGGCCCCAAAGCGGGAUGCCGGGUGGCAUUUAGUAUUUCGGACAUUGUUCCACAGGGCACACACGCCAGGAACCCGGUUAACCACCCGAUAUGAUGGACUCGCAGAUACUGCUUCAGACUUCAGAAUCAGGGCCAAUGAAUAGACCUGCCACGGGCGACCAAGGAAGGGUUGUACCAGUAACUUCAACGUUCAUGAAACCAGCCAACAAUGAGUAUUAGUACAAGUAGGAAGUAAUUGAUAGCCAGAUUUUGGCCAAUGCCCGAUUGAUUAUUUUUGUAAAAAUCAUCCUGCACUCAAUCAAAAUUUUCCACAUUGCAAAUAUACAUCACACUAGUCUAAAGAAAAACAAACAAUGAUUGGAGGUUUAGAUUUGUGGAGAAAAAAAUGCAUAAUACCAAGAGUCCAUAAACAAGAG